AUGGGCUUAGAUGUGGACACCUACAUCACCAGGUCCUGGAAGGCCCCUACAGAGAGUGUCAUUAUUGAUUCUGGAAACUUUUUGUAUGUUGUUGGCUGUGGUGUCGACGUCUACAUGUUCGGUGAAAAUGCGACAGAUGCCAUUGGUUCUUGCAUGAGUUUUUGCACAGAUAACAAGGAGAUCAUGGAGACGGCAAACGUGGGAACCGGUGCCUGUCAAGGGUUUGGCUGCUGCUACAUCUGGUUAUCAAGAAGUGGCCGGCAAGCCUUUACUCUGGAACUUCGCCGCUGUAAUAGUACGAUUCCACAAUUAUUAGAUGAAGAUCUCUCUAGUGUCAAGGUUAUCUUUACGGAAAACGACUAUGAAUUCGUUAUAGGCGAUCUUUACGCAAGUUGGGUGAAUACAACCAAUGUUCAAGAUAUGUUACUUGGGAUUGCAAUCACGGACCAACCAAGCUGUGCAAGUGCCCAAUCCCAAGAGAAUAAGGGAACCUAUGCUUGUAAUAAUGAAAGCAUAUGCCGCGAUCUUCCACUAUCUCGAGGAGGCUACAGUUGCUCCUGCCCUGGUCAAAUUGGCAACCCCUAUAUUGUAGAUGGCUGCAUCCAAGGUUACAAUCCAAGGGCGAACAAUGAGAACUGUACGAGAUUAUGUGGAAACAUGGCCAUUCCAUUCCCUUUUGGGUUUGAAAAAGGUUGCUUCGCAAAUGAUAACCUACGACUCAACUGCACAAGUAACGUCACUACUGUUCUUGAUCGACGGUAUGCACAAUAUCGUGUGACCAAUUUAUCACUUGAUGAUGGGCUUCUGACAGUUACAAACAUGUUGAAUGACACAAGCUCCAACAAUAUGGAGAGGGUAGUCAUCACUAACUAUGAUGAUGAUGGUUACUAUCCCAACAAUUUCCAUACAACUUACCGGGAGGUUGUGGAUGAUAUUGAUGAGUGCUCUAUUCCAAACAAAUGCAAUGGAAUAUGCCACAACUUUGAUGGAGGCUUCAAUUGUACAAGUUGCCGUCAUGGGAAAGAGUAUGAUCCAAAAAAACAUAAAUGUGUCAUGUCAGCUAAGCAGCGUAAUCUAAUUCUCGCAGGAGCACUUGCUUAUCUACACUCAGCUGCUGCAAUACCAAUUUUCCAUAGAGAUGUGAAGUCUUCCAAUAUACUCUUGGAUGACAAUUUCACUGUAAAGGUUUCUGAUUUUGUUGCUUCAAGAUCUCUUUCACUUGAUGAAACACAUGUGGUGACAAUUGUCCAAGGAAUAUUUGGUUACUUAGACCCAGAGUAUUAUCAUACAGGUCAACUAACUGAGAAGAGUGAUGUGCAUAGUUUAGGAGUGAUACUUGUGGAACUUUUGACAAGAAAGAAGCCAAUUUUUAUCAAUGAAUCAGGCGCAAAACAAAGGUUAGCUCAUUACUUCGUUGAAGGACUACAGGAAGGGGCUCUCAUGGAAAUAAUAGAUUAUCAAGUUAGGGAAGAGGUAGACCAAGAAGAGAUUAAUGACGUUGCCACAAUUAUAGAAGCAUGCUUAAGAUCCAAAGGAGGGCAUAGACCAAGUAUGAAAGAAGUAGAUAUGAGAUUACAAUUUCUAAGAACAAAGAGGAUAAGGUACAAAACAAAUCUUUUAAUUGAAAAGAAUGGAGAAAUAGAACCUUUGUUACGCUCAGAAACUCAAUACCCACAUGAACACACUGAUGUGCUUGUCAAUGAUACACAUUUAAUAGUUCCAAUGAUGUCUGGGUGCUACAGCUUGGAGCAAGAAUUUGCGGCAUCAUCUAGUAUGGCUCGUUAA
Molecule: messenger RNA, 1785 nt
Organism: Miscanthus lutarioriparius
Lineage: Eukaryota; Viridiplantae; Streptophyta; Magnoliopsida; Poales; Poaceae
Source: the annotation of a GenBank genome assembly